Molecule: messenger RNA, 3117 nt
Organism: Macrobrachium nipponense
Lineage: Eukaryota; Metazoa; Arthropoda; Malacostraca; Decapoda; Palaemonidae
Exons: 3
Coding region: 309-722 (137 amino acids)
Source: RefSeq, a predicted model, not a curated record
UCGAUUUCGGUUGCAACGUCUCAGUUGGACACUGACCUCGGUUCGGAACGUCCGCGCGCCUCUCGUCUCGAACGUACCACCCAUGUGCUCCCUCGUUCUCAUUGUUCCUUGCCAGCAGAGUCAAAGAUCGGUAGCAUGAACUGCCCUUUCAUUCCGCUGACUCAAUGGGAGGGAAGUACUUCUUCCUCGCAAGCAAUCGUUCCGCGUUAGUGGAUGUCUUCGAAAAAAGAAAAUAUCAAAUUAUUUCCUUCUCCAGAACCACUCGACAAAAUUCCCAUCUAAUAAGGUGACUAGGAUGUCUACGAAUCAUGUCCCCGAGAAGUCUGUCGAGCGAAGUGCCUAGUAAAAAUGUGUGGCAGACGCAGACGAAGUACAAAGGGCUCUUCACCCCGCAAACGGCACCUACUUCCAGGGCUUACUGCAUCCUCUUCAGUUUCUUCCUGGGGGUCGUCAUGAUCACCAUGGGAUCCGUCUUCUAUCACGUGAUCCUCAGCCGACCAAUGAGCGGCACGCACCCCAUUCACACCCCUCCGUUGCCCCUGGCGUCGGGUCUUAUUUCCAUGGGCAUUCUCAUGGUCCUCUGCAGCGUCGCUGUGACGUGGAGAUUCGGCCUGGACGACGGCGACGAUUCCCUGGAGGAGGACUCUUCGUACGCCUUCGCCAAAGACGACGUCCUCGAUCAGCACCACCAGUGUUCGAGGCAUAAUCCUCCUCCAGUCUGAAGCUACACACUGGUCAUCCCUCAGAGACCCAUAAAGGCUCAUCGUUACUACAAGACGUUACUAAUGACGGCGGGUGCGUUCAGCAGCACGGCAGACGUCGCUCGAAAUCACCAAUUUAAUGCAACAAAUCUUAGGGAUUAACCCGGUGUGUAUCCUACCUCUGUCAAAAAUCAGGGUACACUCAUGCUGAUUAAAGUAGACGGUUGCACGAAGAUAUCGUUCAUUAAUAUAAUCUGACGACUACACAAUAUAGAAAUGGGCGUAUAUAAUACUUUAAUCCCCAAGGGACUGGUACUAAACACGGCGUCCCGAGGAGCUUCAGCCAUGUUUAGUACUAUAGUAGAUUCACAUCAAUCGUGCAUUUGAUGUCUAGGCCAGUCGCUUACGAUGCUCCUGAUUGGCUAUUGAUAAGCCACUCACGGGGCUGGAAACUCUCGAUCAGUCUCUCGAGAUUUCACAUAGGUAGGAUGCAUGUCCUACCUCUCAUGAGGGAUACUUUUGAAAGACGUAUUCCUGAAGAGAGGUGGAGCAUAGAUCCUACCCGUGCGAACUCUCGAGAGAGACAGAGAGUUUCCAGCCCUGUGAUUGGUUUAUCAACAGCCAAUCAGGAGCGUCGUAAGGGACUGUCCUAGGCAUCUAAUGCACGGUUGAUGUGAAUCAACUAUAGCACCUGGGAGUAGGUGACUAACAUGGAUACCUACCGGGUUAAUACCCAGAUCCUUAAGGAGUUCACCGUCACUUUCCUGCAAUGGAGAUCACCUCAUGACUUCAUGGCAUAUAGCAUUAUGUAUGGUUGCACAUAUUGUGCAAAUCCCUCACGAUUGCUGAGGGAAUAAAACGGUAUAUCGAUGGAAACGGUCAGAAGCUCAUGUUAGAUCAGGUCUUCGUUGGACUUGGGAAGGAUCUCAAUGUACUCCACAAUGAAAACGAAGUUGAGAAACCAGGGGAAAACGGAAAGAGAUUUCUUAGGGUGCCAAUAUCAGUGUACAUUGUCUUACUCAUUAAUCAUUCUCAUGCGUCACUAUUUUCAAUGUCAUUACUAUGUGACACAAAAUGAUUUCAGUUUUCCCGUUACAGGGUAAAGCGACGAGCAGGGAAUCACUUUCAUUACACCCAUCACGAAAUGCAUGAAUGAACAAGUUACAGAGUCAACUUGGAUUUAUAUUUUUUCCCUCAAAAUAGCUACUAUAUAUCAAAAGCAGCUUCCCCUUCCAAUAGCUCGGUGACUGUCGCAGCAAACUAGAAAAAUAAAUUUGUUAUUAAUCCAUUUCUCAUAAGUUCGACCUCUGGUGCUCUCUGUUUGGUGAGUCAACAAUGGCAUUCCUACAAGAGUUUCAAAUCAUUACUCAGAGAUUAAGUAAAUGCAGGGGAAAAUAUUCCAACUUAUGCAGGUGCCGCCACUGUUUUAAGGUUGAACAUGAUAGAAGAGAAAACCAUUUACACGAACACAGACAAUGGCAAACACGCAUAUGCUUUUAUAGAUAACUUGAUCACGAACUACAUAAGACGUGAUGCUAUGUAUAAAAUAAAGAUAAUGCCACGGAGGAAAAUGAAAAACGAGAACUGCAAGGGUCGUAAAGAUAGAAGAUCUCAGGCAGUUCUCGUUUUUCAUUUUCCUUCGUGGCAUUACCUUUAUUUUUACAUAUGCUUAUAUGUAUAUAUAUAUAUAUAUAUAUAUAUAUAUAUAUAUAUAUAUAUAUAUAUAUAUAUAUAUAUACUAAGGAAAACAGAAAACAUAUACACUGACAUACGAGAGUGUUAAUGGAUGUAUUUUUGUAUAUGGCCAUAUGCAGUCGUUUUGUACUGAUUUUACGGAAAUGGUAAAACUUUCAAAUCAACAGGUUUUAAGGUAAAUUCCAAGAAUACUCGUUCGUGCAAGUGUUGACUACAUAUUGUGAAUGGAGGAAAUUUUACAGUUUCUGAAAUCAAACUGACAAGAUAACUGUGGAUCAAAAGCCUGCGACAGAGGACCACUUAGCUGUUACUUAUAAGAAAGACUUUAGUAAAAUGAGACACAGCUGGACUGUAGGCGUAAAUUACUUUGUGAAAGAAGAAAUGAAAAACCUCUUACAGUCUUGUAUAAUACAAUAUUUUUUAUGCGCAUUGGCAAAAUUAUUUGAUGUUCUACAUAACUGAAAGACAUUUAAAGAAGAACUUGUUUCUAUAGACUUAUUGUGAUGAAUUGAUUUUGUACCGUCUCUGGAAUCCUAAUCAAGUAUGCUAUUUUAAUGUAAAGGAUAUAUAGUUUAUUCAAAAUAUUAAAUGUUAAUUUCCAAAUGCUUUGUGUUACUUGUGCAGCCAAGAUGAUGUAGCCAACAAGCUGAGUUUUAUCCAGUAAAAAAAUACUUGAUUUGUAAUUAUUAUACUUUUAUAGAAAUAAAGACUGCAUACAUUA